UGUUGCGGUUUUUCCCAGAUGGCGGCCGGCGACCCGGCCCGGCCAUGGAGAACUGGGCCGCCUACAACCAAACCACGCAAUCGGAGGCGUCCCGCCGCCUGCCGCCCGUUUUCUUGAGGCGUUUUCCAGCCGGCAGCCGGCGGCCCGGCCCGGCCGGGGAGCACAGCUCCGCCUACAACCAAACCACACAACCGGACGCGUCCCGCUACCUCCCAACCAUUUUCUUCAGGUGUUUUCCAGCUGGGAGCCGACGGCCCGGCUCGGCUAGGGAGCACAGCUCCGCCUACAAGCAGACCACGCAACAGGAGGCGAAGACGCCCUGCCCGCCUCUCUUUUGCUUUCGGUUUUUUCCAGCUGAGAGCGGGCGCCGCGGCCCGGCCAUGAUCAGCGCAGUCUACGACCCGACCACGGAACCCGAGGCGAAGACUCCCCGCCGCCUCCCCUUGGGCUGCACCCUGCGGCACCUGCGGGGAUGGCGGCUGCCAGUCAAGGUGUUCCAGACGAUUUUCUCUUUAGUGGCUGUUGUUUGUGAAGAACUUGUGCAAGAAUGCUACAACUGUAGUCCACUUUACUACUUUGAAUUUGCAAGCUGCAGUGCCUUCCUUUUGAGCCUCCUGUUUCUGUAUGUGUAUUGCACUGAUUUGUAUGAAUCACUGGGGGAAGAUAAAGUGCGGAAACUGAAUUUUUUGACUGUGCUGCUCAUAGUUGCCAUUUUUCUGUCAGCAUCAAUACUGCUUUCUGCAAACUGCAAUGAGCCUGAAGAAUAUGCUGCAUGUGUAUUUGGAUUUUUUGCAACUUCUGUAUUUGUAGCUGAACUUGUCAUAGAGAUCUGUCUCAGAAUAAAACAAAGACGGAACGUCAAGAAACACCCUGAGAAGCCUCCUAACGCUCCGAGUGCCACAGAAAACCAGCCAUUGAAUAAAAAAAGAUAACUUCCUGAAAUUGUUUUUUUUUCUUUUUUUUUUUCUUUUUUUUUUUUUUUGAGUGGAGCAAACUAAUAUGAACUUUCAGUGCGCUGUAGGUAACAACUUCUGUUUCUUUCUUUUAGUCGAUUUUGUACACAUUGCUCAUCACCAAUUUUUAUGGAUUCUUGGUCAGGUAAUGGCAUCUUGGGCAUCAUGUUCUAAGGUACCUGUAGAUUGAGAGUUUUUGUCACAGCUAGCUUUAUUAAUCUGGUCCUGCCAUCUGCUGGGAUGACAGGUACUAAGAAACCUUGGGUCUAAACAGAAUAACUUCAGAACAGUAGUGUGCUGAUUUGAUUUUGACAGAGAUGACUAAUAAAGGUUAAUGUCUGAGGCAUAAAUUCUGACCUAUAACCUAAAGAUAUUUCCUGGUUAAAUGAACCAGAUGUUUCUAUUGUGAGUUAAAAAUUAGCACAGCAGAAUUCAUUUUUGUACUUCCUGGUGAAACUGAAUGCAAAAGGGAUACCUGACUGGAAUUUACAGGAAUGUUUAUCCUUAAGUAAGGGGUUUGGGGUUGUUUUUACUAGUCCUGUGUCUCAGUUCUGUCUAUGGAGAUCAGUUUCAUGUUAUAGUGACUGUAGGGAGUUUAUGGGGAAGGUAAUGUAAAUGGUAUAUUGAGAGACAGUUUUGCACCCCAUGAUUGUCAAAGUUUGGACUUGUAUGCCAGAAUCUUCUUUCAGAUGGUUUCAAAAGCUGUAACAUUUGCAGGAAGAAACUAGAAAAGCCAGCAGUGGGAGAAAUAAGAUAAAGAAUAAGUAUUUUACAUGAAGCAACCCCAGAAGCAGCAAUCUGAAUAUCAAUGGCAAAAACCUUAGAGCAUGUUGGUUCUACCCUGGUGAAUAUUACUUGCAUGGUUAAUGCCAUAUGCAGCUUGUUUAUGUAUAGAUAAUGCUAAGUUUUGCCAGAAUGGUUUUAAACCUCACCAUUUUCUGUGUUUAUUGAUACGGCAGUAGCUUGAGACUCCUUGCUGCUGACUAGCUCAGUUGGUGAACAGGUGA
Messenger RNA from Melozone crissalis (California towhee), 1960 nucleotides. It is a transcript of the gene CMTM6, whose product is annotated as CKLF like MARVEL transmembrane domain containing 6. Bases 45 to 932 code for a protein of 295 amino acids. Lineage: Eukaryota; Metazoa; Chordata; Aves; Passeriformes; Passerellidae. Gene Ontology annotation, cellular component: membrane. The transcript has 4 exons. The record is from RefSeq and is a predicted model, not a curated record.